UUGAGUCACAGUAAUUGUCUACUGUUGGCGGCUUGUCUAGAUGAGAGUACAGUAAGUAGUGUACUAGCAAGUUGCCGAGAAUGACGAUAUCAUGAUCUGUUCCGUCCGGCCCGGUCUGACCACUCAUCAAUGCACCACGACGAAUUGCCACAUGAAGUGGUUCUCGCGAUUCAGCGCGUCCUAGAACUUGAACCGAGCUCAGCGAACGACCCCCUCGACACGCUUUCGAACGACUUCAACCCCGUCCCGCUCCUGAAUGAUUUCUUUCCCGACGAGGCGUCCCUGGCGAACAUCGCGGCUGUGCAGACCCGGCUGGCGGAUACGCAGCUGGAAUUGCAACGCGAGAUCGACAGUCUGCAGGCGGAGCUGAAGAAGAACCAGGACCCCGCACGGAUGCAUCUCAUACAGGAGAUGAUCUCGGAAUUGUUCGGGAAAAUGGCUACUAUACGCGAAAAGGCGACCGAGUCGGAGGCCGUCGUGCGGAACAUCACGCAAGACAUCCAAGUGCUCGACCUGGCGAAGAGGAACUUGAUUCUGAGUAUGACGACGCUGAAGCGGCUGCAGAUGCUUGUAAAUGCGUUAACACAAUUGGAGGACUACAUCAAGGAGCGCAAGUACGCGGAUGUCGCGCAGUCCCUUGCUGCAGUCAAGCAAAUCUCAGCUUCGUUCAAGCAAUACACCUCGAUCAAACGGAUAUCCCAGGUUUGGACACGGAUACAAGAAAUGCAGGGCGAGAUACGCGCCGCUCUCGACAAAGACUUUGACGAUUUCUACCUCCAGGAUCCCGCGAGACCCGUGAAACCAUCCCUCAUCGCGGACGCCUGCCAGGUGGUCGACGUCCUCGGUCCAGAUGUCCGAGCGCAGACCAUCGAACGCUACGUCUCCAUCGAGCUGAAGGAGUACCGGAGGAUCUUCCGCACCGCAGACGAGGCGGGGCAGCUGGACAACAUCUCGCGGCGGUUUGCUUGGUUCCGGCGCUGCCUGCAAACACACGAGGCUGAACAGGGACGCGUCUUCCCAGCCGAGUGGAAAGUCGGCUGGUUCCUUCUCUCCCGCUUCGCAGAGGUCACGCGCGAGGAUCUCACUGGGUUGUUGUCCAAAAUGGGCACCGCGUUAUCUGUCAAAACCCUCCUGGACAAUUUACAACUUACCGCCGACUUUGAGCUGUCCAUGGCAAAGAAAUGGUCCACCCCGUUCCCAGACAUCCUUAAGGCGACAGCUCAGAGCCACUCGGCGCCACCCAAGACGAUGACAUCGGCUUUUGAGCCGCACAUGGGAGUGUUUGUCGACGCUCAGGACAGAGCACUGUCAGACAUGCUUGCACCUCACAGGAGAGGGAGACUGGGUCGCUCCCCACGCCCAUCGCUGGAAACCGAUCCCGGAUCAGUCGAUCACGAAAGCAAGAGCGAAUCACCUAUGGUCGUGCUGCCUUCCUCGACCGAGCUGUUCUACUUCUACGGCCAGAGCCUGGAACAAUGCGCCAAGCUGUCGACCGGAAAACCGCUCUUCGACCUCUGCAACCUGCACCGCAAGUGGCUGCGAAUCUACGCCGAGGAGGUUCUGACUGCGGGGCUCAAACGGCCGUCUUACCCACAGCAACCGCGGCAGUCGACGGAAUCGCGCUACGAGCCGAAUGAACUGAGACAGUCGGCGCUGAUCAUCAACACGGCGGACUACUGUCAGACCACCGCGCUGGAGCUCGAGGAGAAGAUCCAGCGGCAAAUUAACACGGAUUUCAAGGAGAAGAUAUCUGUUAUCUCAGCUGCCAUCGUCGUGCAACUGCGGGAGCUGGAGAUAGCCUGCGAGCCGGCGCUCGCCGCCAUGACGCGGUCUCCCUGGUCAAAUCUGCAGCAGGUCGCCAGCCAGUCAGCUUACGUGGCCGACCUGACGAGCGCGAUCGAGCAAGUGACCGACUGUGUCAGGCCACUCAUCGAGCAGAAGAAGUAUCUGAGGAACUACCUGGAUAAAGCCUGCAGCUUGAUUCUGGCCAAGUUUACAAAUGCUUUGGUUCGAAGUCGACCGCUGAGAGAGAUUGGAGCCGAGCAGCUCAUGAUCGAUCUAAAACCGGUCAAGGCGUGUUUACUCAAACUCCCAGGUGAUAGUGUGACAACGACAUAUACUAAGAGCGUGACCAAAAGCACGGAUCAGCUGGAAACUCUGCUGAAAGUGAUUGUUACGCCAGUGGAUCCUCCAGAAGGCUUCAUCCUGAGCUACACCCUCCUCGUCAAAGAUGCCUCGUUUUCCAACUUCCAAAAGAUCCUCGACCUGAAAGGGACCCCCAAAGCCGAGCAGAACAAUCUGCUGGACUCGUUCCUGACGAUCACGAGCACCCACGACGAUCUCGACAGCACGUCUUUCCUGUCCGCGCUGGACAUGGAUCCGGUGGGUCAGCUUGCGAGCAACAUGGCCAGCCCGGGGGCCAGCAGAGUGUCUCUCCCUCUCAGCGGCGUGAUCCCAAACCCAGACAGCACCGGGCUGUUCUCGUCGCCGGGACCGAGUGGACCCUCGACCGGGAAUACGACUAUCUCGGAAAGAGGGGGCGGCGGGGACCAGCGACAAGUCUUCUCUGACUUGAGGAGAUUUGUCAGCUUUGGACUGCGACGAGACACGCAGGGGCCGCUCUGAAGUGUGCCUGCCCAUCAGGUGCGGUUGAUGGUAUCAACAUAUGACUGAUGCGUCCUUUCCGUACACUAGUCGUACACAAUAAAGUCCUAGCAGUACAAUACUCAGUCCCAGGAUGAUCAUAGAAACAAGGAGGGUGGCGGCUAUAUCCGAGUAGGCGCCGAGCUUGCGCUGGGCAGGAACGACGCCCCCAGGACCCGCUGCACAAUGAACGACGAGCCCGGGGGCUGCGGUGCCUCAGGCAACGGCGGGUGUCCAACACUGCUGCUGGCAUGCCCGGGCCUGAAGCAGAUCUCAGAAAUGGACACGGGAAGGCUGUCCGCCAGCGACGUCACAUCGUCGCUGCCCAAGCCAUACGGGUGCGCGUUGAGGCUGCUCAGACGCUGCCCCUCGGGCGACCCCGGCAUCGACACGGGGAACGGAAACGAGUCGGCGGAUGAAUCGGCGGUUGCGCCGGCCGCCUCGGUGCUCGGCGCGGCCGUCGUCGCGCUCCAUCGCGAAGUC
This is a messenger RNA of Mycena citricolor, 3126 nucleotides long. Lineage: Eukaryota; Fungi; Basidiomycota; Agaricomycetes; Agaricales; Mycenaceae. The record is from the annotation of a GenBank genome assembly.